GCCAGUACAAGUCUAUGAUCAGCUGCUAAGCAACAGGGCCAGCUGUAGGAGAGCCCUGAAAGAACCUGUGCUGUGCUACAGGACGGAGGGCUUCCGGACGGAGGGCUUCAGGACGGAGACGCACCGUACACACAGUCCCUACGGGGAAAGAUGACAACACGAGGCCCAGACAGAGAACAUGCUGGAAACUCUUGUCCUGACCUUGUUAGUGGAAGUGUGCGCGGAGAAGUCAGCGAAACAUCAUUUUCAGGGUGACUUUUUAAAAAGAUUAUAUUCCUUAUUUUUAUAAUUACAUGGGUUUGGGGUGGGUAGGCGAGAAUUGAAGAGUGUGCACCUGAAUUCGGUCUCCCAGAGGCGGAGAGAGAGCCAGGGGAUCCUGGUGGGGUAGUUUCAGACACGUGUGAGCUGUCCCACGCGGAUCGGUCCCCUGGAAGAGCAGAAGAAGUGCUGUGCUGUCUCCCCAGCCUCCCACCCCCUUUUAUGAUGGUAAUAGCUGGGCCUCACCCAUGCAAAGCACACCACUGGCAAUUUUCCACAGAGGAGGAAGUCUGAAAUACACUUUGGACACCUUUGUGUGCAUGUGUGUUGAUAACGGGUGGAGUAAAACUUGGGAUCUCUUGGUUUCAAGAAAGCUGGGACUGCAGGUGCAGUUCACACCCGGUUGGACUCCUUUCAACUCCAAUAGUUGAGACAUCUGUGGUGGGUGAACGAGGCCUAAGACUCCCAGCCAAACAUCUUUCUUCUCUUCCUUUUCUUUUCUCCCCCCAGCGCAUUGCUUCUCCAAUGGAUCUCUUAAAAGCCUUGGCCCUUGUGAACCGGACACUUACAGAAUAAACAUCUAAAGCCAGGAAACUAAGACAGUUGACCCCAGAGUUUCCUCGCGGCUCCAGAAAAGCCGCUAGAUGGCGAUCUGGAGCUGACCGCAAGAUCCGACUCCUUCCUCUUCCCCUUACUUCCCAGCUAAGAGGCCCCUCUCCCGGAGGGUGACUGGAGUGUCCAGCUGACCCGGUUUCCUUGGGUUUCCCGUUUCAGAGAUAGCCACUCUCCAGGCAUAGCAAGAGCCAAAAGGCCCAAUGGACUCCGUAGCGGUCCCGGGCAAGCCUGGAAAGGUGCAGAGAUCCGAGCCGCUCCCUGCGCUGGUCCGCCGUCCCACCUCGCCUGUCCCCAGCAGAACUGGCGCUUGGUAACACCCCGCGGCCAGUCCCGGGCGAGCCUUCCCCGAAAGGGGCGCGCCUUCGUCGCUCCGGGUUGCUACAAGAGUCCUGGAGUUAAACUUUCAGCCAAUAAAAAAGGGCAUGGGGAGUGACGCACAGGAACGUCACGGGAAUUCCCCCCCUCGGGGGGCCGAAAGGGGCUUUCCCGGCUGGAGCCCUACUGCUGGAGAGGAGCAACGACCGGUCCAGGGAAGGGCUCGGAAAGAAGUCGGAACCAGAGCCGCCACCACGGCGGGCGUCUGAAACUCUGGGAAGCUGAACCGGGCCGAAGCCAAAAGACACAGCAGGGCCUAGCCCAGAAAUAUGGACCGUUGCUACGAUCCAGGUUUGGAUGGCAUCCCUGAAUAUGAUGAUUUUGAAUUCAGCCCCUCCAUUGUGGAGCCCAAGGAUCCAGCCCCAGAGACAGCUGAUGGCCCCUAUCUGGUGAUUGUGGAACAGCCUAAACAGCGAGGCUUCAGAUUUCGAUAUGGCUGUGAAGGCCCCUCCCAUGGAGGUCUGCCAGGUGCCUCCAGUGAGAAGGGCCGGAAGACCUAUCCUACUGUCAAGAUCUGUAACUACGAGGGGCCGGCCAAGAUUGAGGUGGACCUGGUGACACACAGUGACCCACCCCGUGCACAUGCCCACAGUCUGGUGGGCAAGCAGUGCUCUGAGCUGGGGGUGUGUGCCGUGUCUGUGGGACCCAAGGACAUGACUGCUCAAUUUAAUAAUCUGGGUGUCCUGCAUGUAACCAAGAAGAACAUGAUGGAGAUUAUGAUUCAGAAACUCCAGAGGCAGCGGCUCCGCUCCAAGCCUCAGGGCCUUACAGAGGCCGAGCGCCGGGAGCUGGAGCAGGAGGCCAAGGAGCUGAAGAAAGUCAUGGAUUUGAGCAUUGUACGGCUACGCUUCUCAGCUUUCCUUCGAGCUAGUGAUGGCUCCUUCUCCCUGCCCCUGAAGCCUGUGAUCUCCCAGCCCAUCCACGACAGCAAGUCUCCAGGGGCCUCAAACCUGAAGAUUUCCCGAAUGGACAAAACAGCAGGUUCCGUGCGCGGUGGAGACGAAGUUUAUUUGCUUUGCGAUAAGGUGCAGAAAGAUGACAUUGAGGUUCGUUUCUAUGAGGAUGACGAGAACGGAUGGCAAGCCUUUGGGGACUUCUCUCCCACAGACGUUCAUAAACAGUAUGCCAUUGUGUUCCGGACACCGCCCUAUCACAAGAUGAAGAUUGAGAGGCCUGUAACGGUGUUCCUGCAGCUGAAACGCAAGCGUGGGGGCGAUGUCUCCGACUCCAAACAGUUCACGUAUUACCCUCUGGUGGAAGACAAGGAGGAAGUACAGAGGAAGCGGAGAAAGGCCUUGCCUACCUUCUCCCAGCCCUUCGGGGGCGGAUCCCACAUGGGUGGAGGUUCUGGGGGCUCCGCUGGGGGUUAUGGAGGCGCUGGAGGAGGUGGCAGCCUCGGCUUUUUCUCCUCCUUCGCCUACAGCCCCUACCAAUCCGGUGCAGCCCCAAUGGGCUGCUUCCCGGGUGGGGGAGGUGGAGCGCAGAUGGCCGGCUCUGGACGGGACGCGGAGGCUGGCGAGGCAGAGGAGCAGCCCAGAGCACCCUCCGAGGCCCCCCAGAGCGAGCAGCAGGCCCUGGACACGCUGCAGCGAGCUCGCGAGUACAACGCGCGCCUGUUCGGUCUGGCGCAGCGCAGCGCCCGAGCGUUGCUGGACUACGGCGUCACCGCGGACGCGCGUGCUCUGCUAGCGGGACAGCGCCACCUGCUGAUGGCACAGGACGAGAACGGAGACACGCCGCUGCACCUGGCCAUUAUCCAUGGGCAGACUGGUGUCAUUGAGCAGAUAGCCCAAGUCAUUUAUCAUGCUCAGUACCUUGGGGUCAUCAACCUCACCAAUCACCUGCACCAGACACCUCUGCACCUGGCAGUAAUCACUGGGCAGACACGGGUGGUGAGCUUCCUGCUGCAGGUGGGUGCAGACCCCACACUGCUGGAUCGCCAUGGUGACUCAGCUGUCCACUUGGCUCUCCGGGCAGGUGCUGCAGCCCCAGACCUGCUGCAGGCAGUGUUGCACAGUGGAGCCCACGCUCUGCCCCAAAUGUUACACAUGCCUGAUUUUGAGGGACUAUACCCAGUACACCUGGCGGUCCAUGCCCGAAGCCCUGAGUGCCUGGAUCUGUUAGUUGACUGUGGAGCUGAAGUGGAGGCAGCAGAGAGGCAAGGAGGCCGAACCCCACUGCAUCUAGCCACAGAGAUGGAGGAGCUGGGGUUGGUCACCCAUCUGGUCACCAAGCUCCAUGCUAAUGUGAAUGCCCGGACCUUUGCUGGAAACACACCCCUCCACCUGGCGGCUGGACUUGGAUCCCCAACCCUCACCCGCCUCCUUCUAAAGGCUGGUGCUGACAUCCAUGCGGAGAAUGAAGAGCCUCUCUGCCCACUGCCCUCACCCCCUACCUCUGGGAGCGAUUCAGACUCUGAGGGGCCUGAGACAGAUACCCAAAGAAACUUCCGAGGCCAUACCCCUCUUGACCUCACUCGCAGUACCAAGGUGAAGACCCUGCUGUUGAACGCUGCUCAGAACACCACGGAGCCACCCCUGGCCCCACCCAGCCCUGCAGGGCCAGGGCUGUCACUGGGGGAUGCAGCCCUGCAGAACCUGGAGCAACUGCUAGAUGGGCCAGAAGCCCAGGGCAGCUGGGCAGAGCUGGCAGAGAGACUGGGGCUGAGGAGCCUGGUGGACACAUACAGGAAGACCCCCUCCCCCAGUGGCAGUCUCCUUCGUAGUUACAAGCUGGCUGGUGGAGACUUGGUGGGUCUAUUGGAAGCCUUGUCCGACAUGGGUCUUCAUGAGGGAGUUAGGCUGCUGAAGGCGCCUGAGACCCGAGACAAGCUGCCCAGCACAGAGGUGAAAGAAGACAGUGCCUACGGGAGCCAGUCAGUGGAGCAGGAGGCAGAGAAGCUGUGUCCACCCCCUGAGCCUCCAGGAGGGCUCUGCCACGGGCACCCCCAGCCUCAGGUGCACUGAAUGCUACCCGGUCAACUUCCACCUGGAUCCCUCUGUACAGCAUCCCUGCCUAAUUGAAAUCUUAUUUAAACUUCAAGCCCACACCUCAGUGGGCCAAAUAAAGGGAAAGACCCCUUCCCAGUUUACGGUACGGCAA
Messenger RNA from Rattus norvegicus (Norway rat), 4350 nucleotides. The record is from RefSeq and is a predicted model, not a curated record. NCBI's taxonomy places the organism in Eukaryota, Metazoa, Chordata, Mammalia, Rodentia, Muridae.